AGCCGGACCAGGAAGUGGUACUAUCCAUUUCCUGCAACAACAAAAAAAAAAAUAUAUAAACAAGUUGGCGGUAAAGAUGGAGCCCGUGGAGAGCGGACUGGCGCCCAGCGACGACACAAACCAGGACUUCAGAGUCCCGGUGACGUCGAAGAAACAAGUGACGGGGCAGGUUAAUAAAUAUAAAGACAUUUUGAAGACGGCUCUUGACGGACAGACGGACGUUUCCGGGGAGACGAAGCGAGUGUUGCUGCAGGAGCUGCUGGCGAACUUCGAGGCGGCCGUCCAGGACAACGUGUUGGUGGACGGGCGGCCGUGGCAGGAGGCACCGGAUGCUGAAGCGGAGGACGAGGCGGCGGAUCUGGAAAGCCUGCUGGACGACACCAUCAUCGAGGCCACCAGGAGGCGCCGCACGUACCCGAAGAUGAUCCUGCCUCACGCGGUCCACGCCCUCAAAGCGGAGCGUAAACUCAUGGGUUUGUACGAGCAGGCGGUCAAACCUCAACAGGUGGUCCAAGACCCCGGGCAAGAGAGCCUCAUGAACGACUUGUCAGCAGCAGCUCCUGUGAUGGUGAAGCAGGCCAUCCAGGUCAUAAAGUCGAUCAACACUCUGCAGAAACAAGCCGAGGGCCUCUGUGAGAUCCUCGCCAUGCAGCCGAGUCGCGCCACUCUGGAGAUCCACCGAGAAGUGUUCGGCCGCGACGGCCAAUCGGACGAGCCGCCGCCGAGGAGCGGGCGGCCAAUCAGGAGAGCCGUGGAGGAGGCGGCCGCCGCGGGAUGCUACGUGGCUCUCCGGGAGAAACCGGAGGGCAAGCCAGAGUGACACUUCUGGACUCAAGUGCGUCGGAUGAAAUCAUAAACGCUUCUCUUGUUGUUCCUGUUUAAUAUUAUAUAUUUAAAAAAUUGCUCUCUUGCACUUGAGCUCAGAAACUUUGUCUUUACGGUUUUGCAAAAAUCAUUUCUGUUUUUACUUCAACACGUAUAUCACUAUGUAGUAAAAUCGGUAAAGCACA
Molecule: messenger RNA, 1010 nt
Organism: Cyclopterus lumpus (lumpfish)
Lineage: Eukaryota; Metazoa; Chordata; Actinopteri; Perciformes; Cyclopteridae
Gene: nsl1
Product: NSL1 component of MIS12 kinetochore complex
Exons: 6
Coding region: 77-820 (247 amino acids)
Biological process (GO): mitotic sister chromatid segregation
Cellular component (GO): MIS12/MIND type complex; kinetochore
Source: RefSeq, a predicted model, not a curated record